AGCACUGAAGGACUGAGUCAGCAGACAUCAGGAGGGACCUAGCUGUGUGGGUUGUUAAGAGCCAAGUAGACAGACCAGUCUGGCUAUAGGAGCGAGGAAACCAGUGUGGUGAGAAACCAGCUCUUUGAGUCUUUACUUUCAUCACAUCAUGACCCGUUCACUUUUGUGUCUGCUGUCUCUAUAAAGGAAACCUAACAUGCAGCAAAGCCGAAAGCUUAAGUGAAGAAACAAGACUGCAGAGAACCAUUUGACUGAAAUCCAGCAAAAUGAACGCCAUCUUGGUAGCCAUCUUGAUUCUGUUGGUGACUCUUCAGUGUGUGGAGUCACAGAAGUGCAGCACAAGAUGUCGCUCCUGUUUCAACAACAUCGCCGACUGUUCACAGAAAUCUCUCGUCAACCCCCCAAAAGAUUUCCCAGCCGACACUCGAAUAAUAAUCAUGGACCGCAACUUUCUGCGUGUUUUUGGCAGACGUUCGUUUCAAAUCCUGAAGAGCGUGGAGGUCUUGAAAGCUUCUGGAAACAGAAUAAGAGUGAUCCGGACACACGCCUUCAAGAACCUGCCAUCAGUAAUGACCAUAGAUCUAACGAGUAACAAGAUCUCAAAGAUCUACCCGCGGGCGUUUGAGGGUAUAAAGCAUGUGAAGACCCUGACUCUGUCCAACAACAAACUCAAGGAAAUCUCCAACAUCUUCGACAAGAUGCCGACACUCAACACGCUCAAUCUAGCCUUCAAUGUGAUCGUGAGAAUUUCCAGUUCUGACUUCAUCAACAACACGCAGCUGCACUACCUUGACCUGAGGAACAACAAGAUCACGCACAUCGACCCCGAAGCUUUCGAGACCCUCGUGAAGCUCCGAUACCUGUUCCUCAACAACAACCCCCUAGUGGAGCUCCCCGACAUGCAGUUUGGCAGCAUGGUUCUGCAGCUGGUGGACUUCUCAAACUGCAAACUGACAGCCGUUCCCAAGACCUUUCCGCCGGCUGUCCGAGACCUCCGGCUGGUCAACAACAAGAUUCAGCGAAUCAAUAACACGGACUUCGUAAACAUCACCAACCUGAAGCUGCUGGCUCUGAACAGCAACAAGAUCAGGACAAUUGGCUACAAGGCCUUCAGCCACCUGGAGAACCUACAGGAGAUUUGGCUGAGAGACAACAAGCUGGCAAACAUCCCGUACGGCUUGCCAGACAAUCUGAGGAAGCUGUACAUAGACUCAAACAUCAUCUACGAGAUUGAGAACAACCUGUUUGGCAACGAUUCCAAGCUGGACUACCUCACGGUGCAAGGCAACAGACUCACCAAGAUUGACAGCAAUGCCUUCCGGGGCCUCAAGUUCCUCAAAUAUCUCAACCUACAAGGAAACAGGCUCAAAGUGAUCAAAGAAAGAACGUUUGUAGAUCUGAAAAACCUCUCCACUCUGACCAUAUCGAGCAACCCUAUUGAGGAAAUAGAACUCGGUGCGUUCAAGAACCUGAAAAACCUCACCUUUCUGCACAUGUCUUACAUAACAAGUGAGAAAUUCAAUCUGAAGGACAAUUUUCUUACAGCGAUGCCAAAUCUGCAGAAACUGGACCUCAUGAACAGUCCUAAGCUUGCUCAGAGUCUCAUGACCAUCAUUGCUGACACGUUCCCCAUGAAGAAGCUCAAAGAAGUGGUUUUGACCUACAACGACCUUCAGAGUCUACCGGCAGAGCUGAAGAACGUCUUCCCCGAGGUGCAGGCCGUAACAGUUGAUGGAAACAUGCUUGUGUGUGACAAGCGUCUGCUGUGGCUCAACAAGUGGAUGAAAUCAUCAGACGUCAAGUUUUUCUCCUACGAACCACCUCAAUGUGCCAUGCCUUAUGAGGUCAAAGGUCAGCUUAUUAAAGAUCUACCAGAAGAACAGUUUUCUAAAGUAGUUGAGGAGGAACGACCUUCACUUGAUUAUGCUGCUUUUGCAGCUGCUAUGAAGGCAAAGGAUACCUUAAAGGAAGAAAAUUGGGACGAUAGUGGAGUGGAAGACACAGAAGAAAUCAUUAAGAAGAAGAAAACAAUCACUUCAUCUUCUAAAGACAAAUCUGGCAAAGAGAAAAAUGAUGAACCUACACAGAUUAGCAUCACCACUGAAGCCAGAGCCAUGAAAACAUCACCAACAUCACAACCAUCACCAACAACUAUGACCACAGCAGCAAGAACAACGACAGUUUCCUUAACAACUGCUCCCAGAAAGGGGAGACGACCGUGGUCAAUUCCCAUCAGGGGCCGGCGGCGGAGAUUACACCGCAGAAAGAGGCCGAAACGACACCACAAAAAUAAAGAUGGCAGAAAGGGAAAACGUCGCAACAGAAGCAGAGAUGGGAAGAAAAGGAAGAGGAGGAGGAGGAAUCGUUGUAGUGAUCAGGAUGGAAACGGAAGGAAAAUGAGCAAGAGAUGCAGGAAAAGGCUGCGAGCUCAGAAAUCUGUAGUGACACCAAUCUUGAACGAACCAUAAAGUUUAUAAUCGAUGGAAAAGUUAUCUGCAGAUUUCUGGAUGUUCAUUUACCGUUUGAAAAGUUGGAGACCGUUUCAGAGAAAAGCAGCCGGCUAUAUUUACGGAGCACAGAGAGCCUGAAAAAGUAGCCAGUACACCUUGUUCAUGUACAGAACUGUGAACGUAUAAAAUUACUUGACGAAACAAAGAAUUCAUGAAUCUACUUUUGAGAAAUGUAUAAAUUAGUGCAUCUGUGUUCUUCCCAAAGAAGUAAAAAAAAAGAAGAAAAAAGCUCAUUCAAAACAUUUUACUUCGUAGUAGAGUCUACUUUGCAUUAAGUGGCUACAGAAUACCCUAGGAUGUUUAAGUGAAAUUAGCCAUUUAUAACAAUCGGAGACAAUGGAAUAUUCGAACCAAUUGUUGAUACUUGCAUAUUUCAACAAUCUGUGUUUUAUAUACUAGUAUAUAUAUAUAUCUGUAUAGUGUUAUUUGCUUUAGGCAGCUAGAUGUGUGCCAUAUAUGUAGGAUAUAACUUUUUUUUAAAGUAAAACAUAUCAAAGAA
Molecule: messenger RNA, 3009 nt
Organism: Gigantopelta aegis
Lineage: Eukaryota; Metazoa; Mollusca; Gastropoda; Neomphalida; Peltospiridae
Product: leucine-rich repeat-containing protein 15-like
Exons: 2
Coding region: 267-2468 (733 amino acids)
Cellular component (GO): plasma membrane
Molecular function (GO): protein binding
Source: RefSeq, a predicted model, not a curated record